UAGCCCCCAAAAUCCCUACUUAGCUUUAAAUCGCUGCCAUCUGCCUUAUUUAUUCCCCUCCCGCGGGCUGCGCGCGCGCUUGGCGGGCUGUACGGCGCGACUCCGGCAAUAAAUGGCUCUCGUGCUACCGCAGGAGAGGGCUGCUGGAGGUCUUUUCUUCCCACUCCCCCACCACGGCGCUGCGUGCAAGCGUGCACGCUCGUGCGCUCGCACGCUCUCCUGCACGUGCACGCUCAUGAACUUGCACUCGGGCACUUGCGCUCUCGGGCGCUUGUGCUCUCGUGCGUGCACACACUUGUAUAGUUGCUCCACGCGCUCGCACCCGCGUGUGCUCGCACGCUUGCACAAUUGCACUGUGCAGCUGCGCACUCAUGCUCGUGUGUGCUCCCGUGCUUGCACGGCUGCACUCAAGCCCUUGCGCUCCCGUGCACUUGCAGUCUCAAAGCCCUCGUGCUCUUGCACCCUCGUGCACCGCUACCACCGCGCUCUCACACACUCGUGCCGUUGCACACCCGUGCACUCACCUUCCCUUGCACACUCAGGCGGCGCACUCGUGCACUGCACGGCUGUGCAGCCGUGCCACUGCACGCUCGCGCCCCCAUGCACCUGCACUCCCACGCACGCGUGCCCUCGUGCCCGCCGCCCCCCCCCCCCCCCCCUUGCACACGUGCGCUUUGGUGCACGCCGGCUCUUGCACGCGGGCGCGUGCCCGCCCGCAGUCACGUGGCUCGCGGGGCGGGGCCUUUGCGCCGCGCUACCCCGUCGCUGUGGUAACCGCGUGGGGCCGCUGCGCGCAUGCGCGGUGGGUCGGACGGCCCUUCCCGCCUCCCCUGAGCUCCCCCCGGCUCCUUCCACGCACCCCGGCUCGCCUCGGGUUUUCCCUCGCCCAGUCCCCUUUGGGCUUGUCCCAGCUCCCCAGAGUUACCUGAGGCUUUCCUGCCCCCAGGAUCCCCUCAGGUUUCCUCCCCCACGGCCUGCCCGAGUUCCCCCUCAGACUUGUCCCAAGUCUCCCCCUUUCCCUUCAUCCCUCCCAAGCUUUUCUCCUCCUUAAUCUCUCCUUUACCCCAGCCAUUUGUGCCCUCCCUGGCUCUCCUUCCUCACGCCAAGUUGUAGGGGGGUCCAUCCCCUCAGUGCCCCCAGCAAGCAGUGAGUGGUCCACCCCACCGAGGGGUGCAGGCCCUGCGCUUAGGCUUGCCCCAGCCUUCCCCCAGGCCUACCCAGGCCCCGAUGCCCCUCAGC
Aquila chrysaetos chrysaetos is the source of this 1239-nucleotide messenger RNA. Its product is annotated as protein diaphanous homolog 1-like. The record is from RefSeq and is a predicted model, not a curated record. Bases 113 to 1051 code for a protein of 312 amino acids. The transcript has 2 exons. NCBI's taxonomy places the organism in Eukaryota, Metazoa, Chordata, Aves, Accipitriformes, Accipitridae.